CAUUUUUAGAAUUCGCGUUUAAAAUCUUUAUUUUUCAGUUUUUUUUAAUACACCACAUAAUGGUCUUGAAUGCCGGCGAACUUGCCCAUGGCAUGACACUCGCCUACAAGGCAACCCGCUUUGCAUCCAAGCACCAACGCGUACAGAAAAAAUUCCUCAACGUUCUCAAAGUAACCGUGCUCCUCAUGGUACUCGCAUAUGCACUUAUUUACAUAUUGAUAUUCUUCCCCCUCCAGAGCACCCUGGCGUUGCUGAGCACCCGCCAGGCAGUCGACCACUUCCUCACAACGCUGCCGCUCCUGGGGCUUGACAUAAUCAUCCACGCGCGGCCACAAAUGUUCGAAGACAUUUUCUUCACUAUGCUGGAGGAAGUUGACCCCGAGUACGCCCGGGUGCUGAAAACAUGGCCGCCACGCAAGUUCCGCUGGGCCAAGAUAAAGUUCACAGCGCAAAGACUGGGUAAACGAUACCUGAUGACGCUUGCGGCUUCGUAUCUAGGGAAACUCCCCCUGAUCGGCUGGCUGGUUGUGCCCCUGGGUGCCCUGUCGAUGAUGAGCCGGUUUGUCGGCUACCCGAUUGCCGGGGCCAUCAUCCUGGCCACUGUUGCUUCCCCAGGAUCCAAGCACUCCACUCUGUUUAUCUUCAAAUCCCUCCUGGCCAUGAGCGAUUUUAGCCGCGACCUACUGCGCCCUUACUUCUCUCAUCUGGGCGCUAAGCCUGAACAACAAAUCAAGUUUUAUCGUGCGCGCGAGUCGACAGUUAUUGGGUUCAUCCUUGCUUUUUACUUUUUCGUGCAGAUGAGCUGGGUUGGUCCAGCGUUUUAUAUCUUGGCGCAGGCUGCUGUGGCCCUGUUUAUUUCCGAGCAGACUGUGCGCCCGCCCUUGUAUACCCCGGGCGCAGAAUGGGAGCUGUUGACUGAAAAGCCCUCAGUGGAAACUGAGGAGCGCUUGGAAGUCAAGUUACAAUAAAAAAUACUGCAGAGAAAAAAGUGAGUGCAGAGAAAAAUGGAAAGGUGAGGGGGAAAAGGGAUGGACUUUGCCAUGCGGCUUGAGUCUCAUCAAACAGUUCCUCUCUUUCUUUCUUUCUCUUCUCUUCUUUCUAU
Kickxella alabastrina is the source of this 1102-nucleotide messenger RNA. RefSeq lists its product as uncharacterized. Lineage: Eukaryota; Fungi; Kickxellomycota; Kickxellomycetes; Kickxellales; Kickxellaceae. The transcript has 2 exons. The coding region runs from base 60 to 968 and encodes 302 amino acids. The record is from RefSeq and is a predicted model, not a curated record.